UUUGUGGGAUAUAGCGUAAAAGCUUGUGUGUGUACCAUACGGCUUCUCCAUCCUUCCGUUCAGGUAGUCAUGGAGGUAGUAGUGGACUUCAAGGAUGCCCACCUUCUCACCAAGGUGGCUUUAGUCACAAUCUCUGUGGCGGACUUGAUCUUACUUAUUGGAGUAUCGACGAACUAUUGGUACCAUGAAUCAUACCGCUAUCUCAUACACCUUGGUAACCCUCAUUUCGGGCUCUGGAGGGGAGGAUACUACCUGUCCUUUUGGCAGGCGACCCAGGCCAUGGAAUGCAUCGGAUUGAUCCUUGGAGUCAUUGCUCUCAUCCUCGUUAUCCUCUACCUGUUCGUCGACCAAUUCAGAGGGAACAAAAACAUCGUCCUCUACUCACUCGUCUCUGCCAUAGCCGCCGGUAUUUUCAUCACUAUCGGUAUCAUCAUCUGGGGAACACAUUACCCCUCCUACCAACUCGGCUGGUCGUUCGCCCUGGCCUGUGUGGGCGGAGUCUUCCUCUUCUUAGCCGGCCUUCUCCUCAUCCCAGAGAAGAAACCCCAGCUGAUCUAACUCAGGCUGACCACAAACUGCCACCAUCACCGUCAUGAGGGCCUUAUGCUCACCCCUGGGCUUUGGUCGGAUGUCAUCAUUUCUUUAUCAGAAGACUGUCAAAUCUUAAUUAUAACCAGAAGUGAAUGUCACUCAUUCCGUUGGGCUGUCUCUGCCACCGCAAGGCAGAAAUAUUCAAAACAAAGAAGUUUGGUUUCAUUUGAGUUAAUUGCCAGGUAUAUACCAGAGAAGAAAGCCGCACACUUUUCCCUUUGUGGAGGAUUUAUAAAAGAAAGUUCAGACGAAAUUGUGUACAUGGCGGUCGGUAGAUAUGCACCGAGAGGCAGUAUGGGGAAUCUGAUCAGCGAAAGCCUCUUCUUGUAAUUUCGCAGGGAGAAUUUUCUCCACAAGUGACGUCAUUUGAGGGAUAUUCUCCGUAGGUGACGUCAUCUUGCUACACAUAGAGAUAGCGUAUAUUUGCGACAAAAAGUCUCCCUGCGAGCAUCCACGAAAGAGGUCCCUGAAAUUUGACAAAUCAAUUGCCAUAUUACAAAGGACUCAUUACCUUGAUGCAAGAUCACCUUGGUAACGACGCCAUUGCUUUCUAAGAUGGGUUAUUGUGGCAUUCUGAAUUCUGAAAAAGUUCUGAAUUUCAGUCAGAUGCAUGAUUUCAAGGUUGUGUCGCUUCAUAUUGUUAAGUUUUUAGAAUCGUUGUUGACCUAUAGAGUAUAUCUGCUAAUGAAUUUACAAUUAAAAGUUUGUUUUUGUUGGAUGAGCUAGGUCAUGACAGUUUUACGAGAAGGUCAUGACGGAACUGCACAUGUACCCGGAAUGCACAAAGGUGGAAUACAUGUACCUCAUCGUCAAAUAAAUAAAUUGUCACUUUCGAAAAUAUGGUAAGAUAAUACUUGUUAGUUUCAUUUAAAGGACAUUUUUGGAUGUUCUGACCUUUAGUCCUUCUGGUUACUCUGAUAACAUAUGGUGUGCGCUCCCAUGUAAGGCCUGUAGACGACUAGAUGGUAAUUGUAGUUAGCUCAACUGCUGUGUUUAUGUUAAUGAAAAUGUUAUGUACAGAAGACGUUUACAAAAUCACUCUUUAACACUGUCUGUAUUUUAGGAAAUGCGCAUAAUAUGUGGUUCGGUGUACUUUUAUGUUCAUUCUUCUGCGUUACAAAUUAUGUGUGUAUAAGUCUAUGUAUAUCACUUUCUCAAUAAAGAAACAUGUAGUCUA
Molecule: messenger RNA, 1768 nt
Organism: Liolophura sinensis
Lineage: Eukaryota; Metazoa; Mollusca; Polyplacophora; Chitonida; Chitonidae
Exons: 3
Coding region: 70-558 (162 amino acids)
Source: RefSeq, a predicted model, not a curated record